Messenger RNA from Gloeophyllum trabeum ATCC 11539, 907 nucleotides. RefSeq lists its product as uncharacterized. Gene Ontology annotation, cellular component: membrane. The record is from RefSeq and is a predicted model, not a curated record. NCBI's taxonomy places the organism in Eukaryota, Fungi, Basidiomycota, Agaricomycetes, Gloeophyllales, Gloeophyllaceae. Bases 53 to 763 code for a protein of 236 amino acids. The transcript is spliced from 5 exons. Gene Ontology annotation, biological process: Golgi vesicle transport.
CACGCAGCCGCCAAGCUGCGGUCACAACCUUACUCUACAACCCACAUGCACAAUGUCUACGGACCCAUAUCAUGCCGUUCAACAAGAGGUCUCUGCGUCGCUUUCGACAGCUGAGACUUUACGCGCGUCAUACCAGAGGAUACGCAGUACAGCUAGUCAAGGCAGCGAGGAGCUGGAAUGGGCCAGGAACGAGUUGAAAGCGACAUUGGCUGCUUUAGAGGCGGACUUGGAGGAUUUGGAAGAAAGCGUGAAAAUAGUCGAGCGGACGGGAGCCAGGAUGUUCGGUAUUGAGGAGUCCGAACUCAUGGAACGGAGGCAGUACGUAGACCGAGUAAGGCGGGAGAUCGAGGGUAUGAGAGCCGAACUCGCAUCAUCCCAACCGGCUGCUCCUCCUUCCUACUCUUCCCGAACGCAGACGCCCAAGCCGGCGAAUGCCCCUGAUGAAUCCGACCCGCAAGCGUCCUGGGCACACCAGGAGCAGGAGAUGAUGUUGAGGCAGCAGGACGAGACUCUGGAUGUCAUCGGCGGCACCCUGAAUACACUGCAGAGACAGGCCGGACUGAUUGGGUCGGAAGUAGCGGUUCACAAUGAGAUGCUAUCUGACCUGGAAACUGGCGUCGACCGCACGGAGAGUAAACUGGGAGAUGCAAUGAAGCGGAUGAGAAAGUUCAUAAGAGAGACGGAAGAGACGAAGUCUGGGUGGUGUGUAGUAAUAUUGACGAUCGUCCUCUUAUGUCUUCUGCUGGCAGUCAUCCUGGUGUGAGAUCUGGUGCGAGCGCAUUAUUGUGGAGUUUAUAGUUCACUCCAUGUUCUAGCUUACUUAUACUCUUAAUCGUGUUCUUUUGUCUCGUCAAAGGGCCUGAUAAAUAAUAACUGGACCGAGGAGGAUCGCUCCUUGCUCAAGGAC